CUUCCUCUCUUCGCUCCUGGUCUCCCAGCCGGCGGCGGCAGAGGGAUUUUUAACCCGGGCUACAGAUGCGGGAUACAGGGCUGCAGAGUGAAAGAGACACUGGUAGUCCGUAGGGAAGUUGUGGAAAGGAGGCUCGGUGCAACAUUUAAACGCAUUUAAAAGAGUUUUUGGAGUUUGUUUUCGGCCCCUGCGGGCGGUAAAAUUGAAUUUGAGGAAAAGUUUACUUUUUGGCUUACAUCCGUGUGGUGGUCAUGGGUUCCCAGCGCGCACUCCGGGCCGGCCGGACUGCGCUGCUCCUUGCGGGGCUGCUCGUGGCUCUGUGGCAGCGCUGCGAUGCAAGUUGCCCGGAGAAAGACUUGGAGGACAGGGAAGAGGACGCCAACAUAGUUUUGACCGGCACCGUGGACGAAAUCAUUAACAUGGACCCGGUGCACAAUACCUAUUCUUGCAAGGUCAGGGUUUGGCGCUACUUGAAAGGGAAGUCCAACGUCAACCGCGAAAUUCUCCUUGAUGGCGGCAACAAGUUGAUGAUCGGUGGCUUUGGCAAUCCCGGGAUCUGCGACAACCAGGUGGCCACGGGAGACACUCGCAUAUUCUUUCUCAACCCUGCCCCGCAGUCCAUGGGCCCAGAACACAAGAACGAACUUAUGCUCAACUCAAGUCUGAUGAGGAUUACCCUGCGCAACCUGGAGGAUGUGGAGCACUGUGUGGAAGACAAACCUCCUCACUUCACACCGGCUCAGCCUCCUGAUGGCUGCAGAGGCAUGCUGUGUGGCUUUGGCGCUGUAUGUGAGCGUGACCAGACUGAUCCAUCCAAGGCAGAGUGUAUCUGCAAGAGAAUGGAAUGUCCAUCCUUGGUGGCGCCUGUUUGCGGCUCGGAUGCGUCCACCUACAGCAACGAGUGCGAGCUGGAGAAAUCUCAGUGCACCUCACAGCGACGCAUCAAGGUGCUGCGCAAGGGACCCUGCUCUCUGAAGGACCCCUGCACUGAGGUGACCUGCAGCUACGGCAGCACCUGUGUCCAGUCGUCAGAUGGCUUGUCAGCUAAAUGCAUGUGCCCCCUGGGCUGCGAGGGCAAGCCCGAGCAGACAGUGUGCGGCAGUGAUGGAAAGGACUACCGCAACGAGUGUGAGCUCCAUCAGCACGCCUGCAAUAACCAGAAGAACAUACGAGUGCAAUACCAAGGGCACUGCGACCCGUGUAAAGACAGUGAGAACAGUCUGAACACGUUGUGCCGGGUUGAGGCUCUCACCCGCCAGCCCCUCCUCUUUAACCGGCCGGAGUCGUGCCCCCAAGAUAAUGAGCCUCUGUGUGCCAGCGACGGCCAAUCCUACUCCAGCGAGUGUGUCAUGAUGUCAACGGGCAGGCAGAAAGGCAUCAAGCUAAGGAAGAUCCAUGCAGGGCGUUGCAGAAGGCUGGAGGACUGUAAGGAGGACUGUCUCUUCAAUGCUGUGUGUCUAGUGGAACAGCUGAGCGCCCGCUGCUCCUGCGAUCCCAUCGAGUGCGACGGCACCUACAAGCCCUUGUGCGGCAAGGAUGGCCACACCUACCCCAACGACUGUGUUAGACGCAAGACAGAGUGCCUGAGCAGGACCCUCAUUCUCAUCAAGCACCCAGGGCCCUGUGAUCUCAGCAUACCGAGCCCCUGCUUGGAAAAGGUGUGCGAUCAUGGGGCGGUGUGCGUGGUCAAGAACGACGAGCCAGUGUGCGAGUGCCCAGAGGCCUGCCCGCAAACGUCCGACCCAGUGUGCGGAUCCGAUGGCCACAGCUACGGCAGUCCCUGCGAGAUGCGAGCAAUGGGUUGUGCCCUGCAAAGGACCAUUCACAUCCAACACAAAGGACCCUGUGAUGAGGCAUGCAGCAACUGCUCUUUCGGGGCGAUCUGCGAUGCCCAGAGCGGGCAAUGUGUGUGUGCAUCGGAGUGUGUGGAGUCCCACCAGCCUGUGUGCGGCAGUGAUGGCACCACCUACAACAGCGAGUGUGAGCUGCAUGUCCGGGCCUGCAAAGAACAGAUGGACCUCCGAGUGGUCAACCAGGGAGAGUGCAAAACAUGCGGCAGCACCAUUUGUGCCUGGGGUGCUCGGUGUGUCCAGAAUAAGUGUGAGUGCCCACAGUGCUUGGGCGAGGCCCUCUCCACGGUGUGUGGAAGCGAUGGCACCACCUACAACAACGAGUGUGAACUCCGCAUGUCCUCCUGCAUGCAGAAGAGGAGAAUUGAUGCAGUAAAGCCCGGCAGCUGCGACGAAGAGUGUGGCUCAGGAGGGUCCGGCUCAGGCGUGGAGAGCUGUGAACAGGACCGCUGUCGUACAUUUGGAGGCUCGUGGGACGAGGAUGCAGAGGACGACCGCUGUGUCUGUGACUUCACCUGCCAAAGUGUGCCUCACAACACGGUUUGUGGCUCAGACGGGAAAAACUACAGCAACGAGUGCGAGCUGAAGAAGGCCAGAUGUGAGAAACAAGAGCACUUGUUGAUUCAGACUCAGGGACCCUGUGCAGCGAUUUCAACCACAUCUCCGCCUGAGCUGACAGCUCCCCAGCACUGCAGUCUGUCUGUGUACGGCUGCUGCCACGACAACGUGACGGCCGCCUUAGGAGUCGGACUGGCUGGAUGUCCCAGUACCUGUCAGUGUAAUGUCUACGGCUCCUACAAACAAACAUGUGAUCCAGCCACCGGCCAGUGCUCCUGUAAGCCAGGUGUCGGGGGACAGAAGUGCGACCGCUGCGAGCCGGGCUUCUGGAACUUCCGUGGCAUUGUGACCGAGAACAUGAGCGGCUGCACGCCGUGCAACUGCGACGCCACAGGCUCCGUCCGGGACGACUGCGAGCAGAUGUCAGGUCUGUGUUCCUGCAAGACGGGAGUGAAGGGCAUGAAGUGCAAUGUGUGUCCAGAUGGAAGCAAGAUGGGCAUGAACGGUUGCGACAAAGGUCCUGAGGCUCCGACUUCAUGCGAAGAGUUAGUGUGCAGUUUUGGAGCUUCUUGCAUUGAGGUGAACGGCCAAGCCCACUGCGAGUGCCCCUCACCUGACUGUGAUGAGAAAAACAAGACCAAGGUGUGCGGCUCAGAUGGGGUGACCUAUGCCGACCAGUGCCAGCUGAGGACCAUAGCCUGUAGGCAAGACAAGGACAUCACAGUGCAACAUUUUGGACAGUGCACAGAAACCAUCUCUGAGCCGGCAGACCGACCCACCCCCAACCCCUCCGCCACCUCUCCCAGCUCAACCGCUGCCGCCACCAUCACCACCCCCGCCCCCUUCGACCGUAACAUGGUGUGGGGCAUCCCGCCUCCGAGGACAGCCGAGACAACAGUGACCACUGAGCAGCCCCCAGCCACCACCCCCUAUCCCAACCUCAUCCACACCCACCCCAUCCACACCCAGCCUCAGCCGCAGUCCACGCCCGCUGCCGCCACCACCCCCUCCUCUCGCAGCAGCCCUACCCCCUCAGCCGCUGCGGCCUCCUUCGAGGGCUCGGGCAGCGGGGAUCCAAGCGGGGACGACCAGACUGAAGAAGAGGAGCUAGAAGAGGAAGCGGGUAGCGGCAUCCCAACAGAGGCCAGUGGGGCAGAGGAGCCUGUCGGUCCCACGGUGGCAAGCACCACUGUACCCACAGCUGAGGACAGGUCAUCCUGUGACAACAAGGAGUUCGGCUGCUGCCCCGACGGCAAGACUCCAGCCAGCACUCCAGAUGGCGCCAACUGCCCCUCCACCAUGAGGUUCAGCGGUUUCCUGCACUUGGACCAGGUGGAGGGCCAGGAGAUUUUCUACACCCCCGAGAUGGAGGACCCCAAGUCGGAGCUGUUUGGAGAGACGGCCCGCAGCAUAGAGAGUGCUCUCAACGAGUUGUUCAGGAAGUCGGAAGUGCACAAAGACUUUAUGAGCGUUCGUGUCCGUAACCUGUCCCCCAGCAAAUCCAUCCUGGCCUUUGUGGAGGCCCACUUCAAACCAGAUACAAGAUACACGGUGGAGGCCAUCGAAGCAUCCCUGCUAAAGCAGCUGAAGGCCUCCAAAGACACCAGCAUCGCUGUGAAGAAGCCGGAGGAGGAGAAUAUUCGCUUCACCAAUUAUGGCCUCUCUUCCAUCCCCUUCUUCACCACCACUACCACCACCACGGCGUCAGUCACCACAGCUGCUCCCACCACCACAACCACCAGGCUCCCCCCAACCUCCGCUUACAUCACCCGGCGCCCGCCAGGCACUACCCGCAGGCCUUACAGCAGCAGACGCACCACCACAACCUCAGUGCCAGUCACCACACCGCUACCCACCACCACGGCAGCUGUCAGCACCACCACGCUGCCUCCAGCCACCACCAUCGCCCAUGUCAGGGGCAAGCUUCACCACAAGACCCAGAAGCCCUGCAGCUCCCACCCCUGCCUCCACGGGGGCACCUGCGAGGACGACGGCACUGACUUCAGCUGCAAGUGCCCCGCCGGGCGAGGAGGCUCUGUGUGUGAGAAGGUGAUCAAGUACUUCAUCCCGUCAUUUGGUGGCCAGUCGUACUUGGCUUUCCAAACAAUGAGUGCCUAUCACACAGUCCGCAUCGCCAUGGAGUUCAGAGCGUCCGAGAUGACCGGCAUCCUGCUCUACAACGGCCAGGAUGGCAAGAAGGACUUCAUCUCUCUGGCUCUGGUCAACGGCAGGGUGGAGCUCAGGUUCAACACAGGUUCAGGCACAGGCACAGUGGUCAGCAAAGUACAAAUCAAUCAGGGACGCUGGCACCAGCUGGUGGUCACUCGCAACCGCCGCAACGCCAUGCUCAGUGUGGACAACGAGUCGCACAUUGAGGGCGAGAGUCCACACGGCACAGACGGCCUCAACCUUGACACCGACCUGUUCAUCGGGGGAGUGACGGAGGAAAUGAAGCAGGAUGUGAAGGAAAGGACGGCAGUAGCCACAGGCCUGGUGGGAUGCAUCCGCAUGCUGGAUGUCAACAACCGGGUGCUCAACCUGCAGGAGAACGGCGGCGACAGUCUGUAUGGCAGCUCCGUGGGUGAAUGCGGCAACAACCCCUGUCAGCCAAAUCCCUGCAAGAACGGCGCUGCAUGCCAGGCCAAGGAGGCAGAGAUGUUCCACUGCAAGUGCAGCAAAGGAUUCUGGGGUCCAACUUGUGCUGACGUCCAUGAUCCAUGCGAGCCCAACAGGUGCCAUCCAUCCUCCCAGUGCCAGGCGCUGCCCGAGGGAGGCUACAAAUGCGAGUGCCCCAUGGGACGUGAAGGGCGGCACUGCGAGACAGUGGCUGAGAGGACAGGGGCUUACAUGCCACUAUUCAGCGGAGACUCUUACGUGGAGCUGAAGGGACUCCAUCUGUACGGGCACGACCUGCGUCAAAAGCUCAGCAUGACAGUGAUUCUCAUGGCCAAUGACUCCAACGGUUUAAUCUUCUACAACGGCCAAAAAUCGGACGGAAAAGGAGACUUCAUCUCACUGUCCCUCAAUGACGGGAUCCUGGAGUUCCGCUACGACCUGGGGAAGGGACCCGCUACCAUCAGGAGUAAGGACCCAAUCCAGCUGAACGUGUGGAACACCAUCAACCUGGAGCGCUCCAGCCGCAAAGGAGAGAUCAUGGUGAACAAGAAGGACCCUGUCCGAGGGGAGGCACCGAACCUGCACACAGAGCUUAACCUGAAAGAGUCUCUUUUUGUCGGCGGAGCUCCCGAUUACAGCCGGCUCGCAAGAGUCGCUGCACUUACUGAUGGCUUCAAGGGAACAAUCCAAAAGAUCAUUCUGAUGGGUACCCCCAUCCUCAGAGAGGAGAACGCCAUGCGCUCUAUCAACAUAGCCAUGUUCCAGGACCAUCCGUGUUCCCAGGAGCCCUGCCACAACGGCGGCCGCUGCAACCCCCAACUUGACACCUACGAAUGCGUUUGCCUCAAUGGUUUCUCAGGGGGACGCUGUCAGAACACCAUCUACGAGAAGUCUGCUGGAGAGACUGAGGCCAUCGCCUUUGACGGGCGGACGUUCAUUGAGUACCACAACGCCGUUACAAGGAGUGAGAAGGCUCUGCUGGUGAACAAGUUUGAGCUGAGCAUCCGGACGGAGGCAACCCAGGGCCUGGUGCUGUGGAGUGGGAAGGGUGUGGAGCGCUCUGACUACAUUGCCCUGGCCAUCGUGGACGGACAUGUCCAGAUGACGUACGACUUGGGCUCCAAGCCCGUGGUGCUGCGCUCCUCGGUGCGUGUCGACACCAACCGCUGGAUACGCAUCAAGGCCAGCAGAGCACUUAGAGACGGCUCUCUACAGGUUGGCAAUGAGGCAGCAGUAACAGGGUCAUCGCCUUUGGCAGCAACACAGCUGGACACAGACGGAGCGCUCUGGUUGGGUGGUCUGGAGGAGCUGGCGGUGGCCCGUCGGUUGCCCAAGGCCUACAGCACCGGCUUUGUUGGCUGCGUCAAGGAUGUGGUGGUGGACGGCGUGGAGCUCCACCUGGUGGAGGACGCCUUAAACAGCCCCCAAAUAUUACACUGUUCCGCCGCCAAAUAACUCGGCAGAGACAAAAUGUUGAGAAAAAAGGAAAAAAGAAACCCUCCCACCCACUCCCUCCAUAGCGCCCAUGUCUCCUGCUGUAAUUAUUUUCUAUUUUUGUAUACUUUUCAUCGCUUUUUAUAUGGAAAGAAAAUUAAUAUGUCGUUUUAAUUUUUGUUUUAUAUAUUUUGUUCUUUUUUUUAAAUCUGCACCUCUGUUCACAGAACACACUUUUUCUUUUUCUUUUCUGCUCCGGCCCUUCAUCUUUUUCAAAAAGCAGGCGUCUCUGUGAAAAAGAGAUACUUUAUCCUCGUCAGUUUUGUUGUUUUAAAACAAACGGCAACUUAAAAAAAAAAAAAAGCCUGCUCCUUUUCCUCGCUCAUUACUUGAACACUGGUGGACCUCGCUGAUGAUCUCUGGUUACUGCCUUGUCUUGGUGCCAUAUCUAUCGUCCACAUUCCCCAAGCAUGGCCUAUACAUCCAUGAAUAUAUAGACGUACAUUCCCCCUUGAGAGCUGGACACAGUGUGUGCUGCAGCCUGUGUGUGCGCUUCUUUGACGCUGCAGCCAGCUGGCGUCUCCAGUCAAGGAACUCUGUAUUCAGCCCCGGUAGCCAACUGUAUUUUCCUAAUGGGACUUUUCAGAUAUCAGUCAAGCUGCUACAGUGAGAAAGUACACAGUCGAAACCACUCGAUCAACCCCCAUCUCACAGCGCCAAAAAAAGAAAGAAAAAACUCUCCACUCAAUCUGAAUCCCAUCAGAGCCUUUAGUUUUGAAAUAUGACUCACUAACACUGCAACCCGACAUGACGGAGACGGAGAGAGCGCUGUGUUCCACAAUGACUUGCAUAUCAUUAGUCAUAAGUCAAGAAAUGAAUCAUAGACAUGAAUAAAUGUUAUAAAUAUAGAGUAUAUAAAUAAUACCUGAGACUGUGAAUAUGUAAGAUGGGUUCUCUUUGGAGAAUUGUGCUUCUCAUGUACUAUUGUGCGUUCUGUUUUACAAUCAGCAGAUGAACUAAUGAUGACCACUAUAAAUGCAUGCACUUCUGCAGUGUUGGUUUGAAUCUGGUUUUUGUUUUUUUGUUUUUUUGUUUUUAUUCACGUUUUGUUCCACAAAAAAAAAAACUUUUUAAUUUGGAAAAUGUCACUGUUUGGGGGUUUGUUUGUUUUUGACUAUAAAAAGGUUACUUUUUUUCUCUUAUUUCCACUGAUGUGAUUUCAGAAACUACAGAGCUCAGAAUAAUGUUUUAUAUUUGUUCAUUCCCUGUGUCUUAUUUUUUGGUCUUUUUUAUUUUUCUUGGAAGCUGUUAGUUUUGCAGGACCUUGAAUGGUGCAUAACGGGGAAGAGUUGUUACCAUAUCUGACCUUAAGGAGGCGCUGAAAGCAAAGACUGAAGAAAAGGACAGACAUAAAGGAGGACAGAUCUUAUCAUGGGGGGAGCUACUACUCUUGGGAAUGUCCUGUCAGACAACAGUCAGUCGUCAACACAAACAAAAAAGCUUAAAAACAACAACAACUGAGACUUAAUUUCUUUUUUCGUAUUUGACCAAGGAGCAUUCCCGGAGGAGUCUCUAUUCGGCUGUUGAGUGAGAGAGAGAGAGAGACUGUGAUGUUGUUGUGACCUUUUGAAGCCAUAACAGCCGCAAAAAUGGGAAAAGAUGCAUAAUCCUACAGUACUUGCAAAUUAACAUAGUGACGCAUGGGUUUGUAUUACUAGUGCGAAUUCUGUAACAUUCAGUGAACUGAUGCAACGUGGAGUCGUCCUUGCUGAACCACAAUAAGCUGCGAUGACUGACUUAAAGACACUUGUUUUGAUAUGAGAACCUUGGCAAUAUUCUGAGACAAAAUCAUGCUUGUUCGUGGUUGAGUAUCAAAUGGUCUUGUACUAUUUUUUUUUUCUUCUUCCUUUAAUUAUGUUUUCCUUCUUAAAUCAUCAACAACCUGUUUUUGUACAGCCCUGCAAUUUUUAAGUGUAAAUUUAGCAAAUGUGUGAUCUGUGGAGGUUUAUGUUUUUAGUAAUAUACACUGGAACCAUGUCUGACUUGUCUGUUCGCCCACACGAUUAUAUACUUAUGUACAUGGGGGAGGGAGAGCCCUGAAACUAUAACUGCGUUGUUGGGUGUGAUCAAGCUCUUGAGUGUCUACACCAGACCAGGAAACUCUUUUCUGGUGUCCCAAUACACGUUUAAAAUUCCAGCACCAACUCUAACUAUAGACUUGUAUUACUUUUACCCCACUGUUCUUUGAAUUUGAUCCAUUCAGGUGGUAACGCUCAAUAAAGGAGGGAUUCCUGUGUAUUUGGAUGGACUUGAGAACAAUAAAUACAGCUGCAGUCUAUGGUUUGGGUGGAAACUAUGAAUUGCCUUAAAAACUGGUCACCUCCACUCUGAGCAGGUGACAAAUACGUCAUCCAUAUAACCGUUUCCUUACUUUAACCAGUGUAUUAGCCUCAUCCCCAUGAUGUAAAUGAGUAAUACAUAAUAAUAAUUAUAUUAGUAAUAAUGCUCAUACACAAAAGAAAAUCCCAGGGGGCCUCUGCAAAUGUCCCCUGUGGCUUUUUACAAAAAAUCUUCUAUUUACUGUUUUUUGAAUCUAUUUUCUGUUCCUUAUUUAUGUCUACAUGUGGAUUACCCUCCAUGUCUGGCCUCUGUAAACUACUGUCUGACUGCGCAAACCUCCUCAAAGGGCAGUGCACCAAGUGAGAGUGGCAUGACCUGAACAUUACUAACUUUAUGACCUUUGUCUUGUGUUCCUACCACCAUGAAAUAAAAUGUCAACCAAAUGGA
Molecule: messenger RNA, 9245 nt
Organism: Morone saxatilis (striped sea-bass)
Lineage: Eukaryota; Metazoa; Chordata; Actinopteri; Moronidae
Gene: agrn
Product: agrin
Exons: 37
Coding region: 252-6479 (2075 amino acids)
Biological process (GO): G protein-coupled acetylcholine receptor signaling pathway; multicellular organism development; cell differentiation
Molecular function (GO): laminin binding; calcium ion binding
Source: RefSeq, a predicted model, not a curated record